UUCUUAAGCUAUGUGUGGUCAAGUAUUCGGCAGUGGAUAAAAAUUAGUCAUCAAGUGCUUUAGUUGAUCAUCACAAGAGUAAAUAAAUCAAGGUGUGACAGGUUACUCCUGGUUAUUUAAAAUUCAAGUCUUUAACAACUACAACCAGUACAGUUAAUUUGAAGCAUAAUUUUAAACUCGCAAGCAAUGAAGUUUUUUAUAGUUAUUCUAGUAAUCACUUUUGUUGAUUUUGUUAAAUCAGCAAAUAUUUUGGCAGUGUACCCAUGUCCUUCAAUCAGUCACCAAGUUGUGUUUCGUCCGUUGACACUAGAAUUACUUCAAAGAGGACAUCGAAUGACAGUUAUCACACCUGAUCCAAUGUACCCGAAAGGUAGAGGACAUGAAAACCUCACAGAAAUCGAUGUACACAAUGUAUCAUAUUCGGUUAUUAAAAAAUAUUUGGCUUCACAUGUAACAGGAAGCAAAUCAGAUUUAAUUAAUCAAGUUAAAGGUAUAAUGGAUCUUAUUUCAUUUAGUUUUGAAGAACAAAUGAAAUUAAAGGAAGUUCAGAAUGUUAUCAACAAUAACAAAGAAGCAUACGAUUUGAUAUUAAUAGAGGCAAUAUAUGUUCAAGCAUUGGCAAUUUCUCAUGUAAUUAAAGCACCAACGAUAUUAAUAAGUUCAUUUGGAAUGUAUUUAGGUAUUCAUGAAUUAAUGGGAAUACCAACACAUCCUAUUUUAUACCACAGUAUGUUCCGACAGAGACUAUACAAUCUAACAUUAUUAGAAAAAGCAACAGAGGUUUACAACCAGAUAGUUAUUAAUUACGAAUAUAAAAUAAGAGAGGAAAAAGAGAAUGAAGUACUUAAAAGUCUAUUUGGGCCAGACACACCACCGAUAAGUGUCUUAAAAAAUUAUGUUGACUUGUUGCUUGUAAAUUUACAUCCUGUUUGGGAAGGAAAUCAUCCAGUACCACCAAACGUCGUGUAUAUGGGCGGAUUACAAGUCCAAACACGCACACCUAAAAGUUUACCGCAGGAUCUUCAACAAUUUUUAGACAGUUCAAACAACGGUGUUAUAUACUUUAGUUUCGGUACAAACGUAAAUCUCACUUUACUGCCGCUGGAAAAAAUACAUAUUUUCGAAAAAGUAUUUUCUCAAUUGCCAUACAACGUAAUAUGGAGGCGAGAUAACGACAGCGUUGUCGUAAAAUCUGACAAUAUUAAAGUAUUGGAAUGGGUACCGCAAGCAGAUUUGUUAAGGCACAAAAAUGUCAAGUUGUUCAUAACACAAGGAGGCUUACAGUCUACAGACGAAGCGAUCACAGCAGGGGUUCCUCUUCUUGGUAUACCAUUGUUAGCAGACCAGUGGUACAACGUCGAGAAAUAUGUUUACCAUGGUAUUGGACAAAAACUCGAUUUUGAAGAUAUCACUGAGGACAUUUUAAAGAAUGCAAUAUUAGAAGUAGCGGAAGACAAUAGAUAUAAGAAUAACAUAGCUCGUCUCCGUUCGCUGAUGGCAGAUCAACCGCAGGCGCCGCUGGAGCGAGCAAUGUGGUGGAUCGAUUAUGUGUUGCGACACGGCGGCGCCAAGCACCUGAGAGCCCCCGCCGCUAACAUAUCCUGGACUGAGUUCAUACAUCUAGAUUUAAUUAUAUUCAUCGCUUGUUAUUGCUUUAUUGUACUUAUAUCGACAGUCUUAGUGGUUAAACUUUUAGUUUAUUUUAUUUUAUAUUUGAAGAAAAUGAAGCUUUGUGUGAUUUUUAUAUUAGUGACUAUUAUUGAUUUUGUUGUAUCAGCAAAUAUUCUGGCAGUGUAUCCAUGUCCUUCAAUCAGUCAUCAAAUUGUGUUUCGUCCGUUGACAUUAGAAUUACUUAAACGAGGACAUCGAAUGACAGUUGUCACACCUGAUCCAAUGUACCCGAAAGGUGGUGGACAUGAAAAUCUAACAGAAAUUGAUGUACAUGACAGAUCUUACGCUGUGUUAAAAAAGUACUUUGUCUCUUAUGUUACUGGAAAUAACUGGGAUUUAUUAAAUCAAGUAAAAGGUAUAUUAGAUCUUGUUUCUGUCAGUUUUGAAGAGCUAAUGGAAACAAAAGAAGUUCAACAUCUUAUAAAUAACAAGAAAGAAAAAUAUGAUUUGAUUUUAUUAGAAUCAAUGUACCCUCAAGCGUUAGCUAUAUCACAUACAUUUAGAGCACCAACAGUAUUAAUAAGUUCAUUCGGACCUUAUGUAGAUAGUUACAAGAUAAUGGGUAUACCAACAAAUCCAAUUUUAUAUCACCACAUGUUCCGGCAAAGACUUUACAAUUUAACUUUGUUUGAAAAAUUAAAUGAACUAUAUAAUCAGUUGGUAAUUCAUUAUGAAUUGAAUAGGAGAGAAGAAAAAGAGAACGAAUUGCUUAAAAAGUUUUUCGGACCAGAUAUUCCGCCCUUAAAUAUUUUGAAGAAUUAUGUGGACAUGUUAUUUAUCAAUAUACAUCCAAUUUGGGAAGGGAAUACUCCAGUACCACCAAAUGUCAUACAUAUGGGUGGAUUACAUAUGAAGGAACCAAAAAAUUUACCCCAGGAUCUUCAACAAUAUCUGGAUGCAUCAGACAACGGUGUGAUUUACUUUAGUUUUGGCACAAACGUUCAACUGUCUAUGCUGCCGCAAAAUAAAAUAGAGAUGUUUGAAAACGUACUUUCUCAAUUACCUUAUAAUGUAAUUUGGAAACGAGAUACAGAUGAAGUUGUUAUGAAAUCAAAAAAUGUAAAAGUAUAUAAAUGGCUACCUCAAGCUGAUUUGUUAAGGCAUCCAAAUAUCAAAUUGUUUAUAACACAAGGAGGUUUACAGUCUACUGAUGAAGCGAUCACAGCCGGAGUUCCUCUCCUUGGUAUACCAAUGCUAGGAGAUCAAUGGUACAACGUUGAAAAAUAUGUUUAUCAUGAAAUUGGACAAAGACUUUAUUUCGAAGAGCUUACCGAAGAAAAGUUGAAAAAUGCUAUUUUAGAGGUAGCUGAAGAUAAGAGAUACAAGGACAACAUAAUUCGUCUCCGUUCUCUAAUGGUGGAUCAACCGCAGACGCCGCUGGAGCGAACCAUGUGGUGGGUCGAUUACGUGCUGCGACACGGUGGCGCAAAACACCUGAGAGCCCCAGCCGCUAGCAUAUCCUGGACUGAAUAUCUAGAACUAGAUCUAUUAUUAUUCAUCACUUGUACUUUAUUUAUUCUAUUUGGAUCUAUAUUCUUAGUAAUGAGAGUUCUAGUUAGAAUCAUAGCGUCGAAAAUCAAACAUGAUAAGAAACUAAAGAACGAGUAAAAU
Papilio machaon (common yellow swallowtail) is the source of this 3282-nucleotide messenger RNA. RefSeq lists its product as uncharacterized. Gene Ontology annotation, molecular function: UDP-glycosyltransferase activity. The record is from RefSeq and is a predicted model, not a curated record. The transcript has 8 exons. The coding region runs from base 187 to 3279 and encodes 1030 amino acids. Lineage: Eukaryota; Metazoa; Arthropoda; Insecta; Lepidoptera; Papilionidae.